Messenger RNA from Nicotiana tabacum (common tobacco), 4557 nucleotides. The record is from RefSeq and is a predicted model, not a curated record. NCBI's taxonomy places the organism in Eukaryota, Viridiplantae, Streptophyta, Magnoliopsida, Solanales, Solanaceae.
CCAAAUAUAGACCAAGAAGAGAAGGUAAACAACCAUUAAAGUUUGGAGAUUAUGUUGCAUUUGCUUUUUCAGUUGCACAGGAAAUUAUGGCCGCAAUGUGUUGUUUAAAUAUGACAUGCAUCAUGGCCUUCCUUGCUUCAUGGAUAAUAUGGAUGAUUGUAUCAGCUCACGUCAUCGUUCUGAAUCAAGUGCCACCAUGACUGAGGAGCAGUUGGACUUGCUCCUCUUGAAUCUCCACCAUCUAUCCAAGUAUCAUGCUAAACAGGUUUUUCCAUCAAUGAGUGAAUAUGAGAUUCUUCACAAUGUAUGUGGCAACAUAAGAGAUUUCCAUUUAUUGAAAGUGAAUGGUUGUGUUGAUCAUGAAAUUAUUGAAUAUGUCUUACCUCAGUUUCAACUUAUGGCUGAGAGAGUAGGACGCUUCCUAUGGCAUAAUCAAAUUGGUGGACACUCUCGACUCUUCAAGCGAGCACAUCUAUUCUUGGAGAUUAUUCCAACUCAGUUGGAGGUUAUGCACAUAUGUCUUACAAAUUUAAAAGCUUCAACAUCACCAGAAGUUGGAAACUUUAUUAACCAGCUCCUAGAAACCUCUUCGGACAUUCUUAGAGAAUAUCUGAUUCAUCUACAAGAGCACAUGGUAAAUUUUAUUAUUGCUAGCACUUUGGGGGCUCGAAACAUUCAUGUCAUGAUAGAGUUCCUAUUAAUCAUUCUCACUGAUGUGCCUAAGGACUUUAUUUGUAAUGGCAAGUUGUUUGAAUUCCUAGCACGUGUUGGAGCACUUACCAGGGACUUAUCAGUUAUUGCUUGCAACUUGGAAGAGAAAUCAAGGAAUGGAGAGAGUACCAAUGAAACAAACAGUGCAACUCUAGGCUUGCUCGAAAAUAUUAAAUUCUUGAAGAGAGAACUCAAAGAUGUUUACCUGAAAGCCCCAGACUCAUCUCAACUCUGCUUUCCCAUGAGUGAUGGACCCCUGUUCAUGCAUCUUCUACUUAGACACUUAAAUGAUUUGCUCAAUUCUAAUGCUUAUUCAGUUGCUUUGAUAAAAGAAGAAAUUAGGCUGGUGAAAGAAGAUCUUAAAUUCAUAAGAUCUUUCUUCGAGAAUGUUGAACAAGAAUUGUAUAAAGAUCUCUGGGCACGUACUUUAGAUGUGGCAUAUGAGGCAAAAGAUAUCAUUGAUUCAAUUAUUUUAAGAGAUAAUGGUCUCUUACAUCUUAUUUUCUCACUUCCCUUUGCCAUAAAAAAGAUCAAUCUUAUCAAAGAAGAUGUCUCAAAUUUACUUGAGAAGAUUUCCAAGAACAGGGGCAUCAUUGUUGUGAACUCUCCCAACAAGCCAGUUAAGCGCAAGUCAUCAAUAGCUGGUAAAAUAAUUGUAGGUUUUAAAGAGGAGACAUACUUGAUAAUUAGGAAGCUCAGCAAUGGACCAAAAACACUAGAUAUCAUUUCGAUCACUGGUAUGCCGGGUUCGGGUAAAACUACUUUGGCGUACAAAGUGUAUAAUGAUAAGUCAAUUUCUAGUCGUUUUGACAUCCGUGCAUGGUGCACAGUAUAUCAAAAAUAUGACGAGAAGGAUCUGCUGGAAAAACUAUUUAAUCAAGUUACUGGCUCAACUUCGAAAUUCAGUGAGAAUAUUGAUGUUGCUGACGAGCUAUGGAAAAAUCUGUUUGGAAAGAAGUACCUUAUAGUCUUAGAUGAUUUGUGGGAUACUGCAGCAUGGGAUAAGUUGAGAAGACAUUUUCCUAGAGUUGAGAAAGGAAGUAGAAUUAUUUUGACGACUCGGGAUAAGAAAGUGGCUUUGCAUGCACAACACCACAGUGAUCCGCUUGAUCUUCGAUUGCUAAGAUUAGCAGAAAGUAUGGAGUUAUUAGAGAAAAGGGUCUUUGGAAAAGAAAGUUUCCCUGAUGAACUACUGGAUGUUGGAAAAGAAAUAGUCCAAAACUGUAAAGGGCUUCCUUUGGUGGUUGAUCUGAUUGCUGGAGUCAUUGCUCGGAAGGAAAAGAAAAGGAGUGUGUGGCUUGAAGUUCUGAAUAAUUUGCAUUCCUUUAUUUUCAAGCAGGAAGUGGAAGUGAUGAAGGUUAUAGGAUUAAGUUACGACCAUUUACCAGAUCACCUAAAGCCAUGCUUACUUUACUUUGCAAGUUAUCAGAAGGACAGAGCACUUAACGUCCUUGUUUUGAAAAAUCUUUGGUGUGGCGAAGGACUUGUACAACAAACAGAGAUGAACAGUUUGGAAGAAGUGAUGGAGGUUUAUUUGGAUAAUUUAAUUUCCAGUAGCUUGGUAAUUUCUUUCAAUGAAAUAGGUAACGAUCGGACUUGCCAAAUUCAUGAUCUUGUGCAUGACUUUUGUUUGAUAAAAGCAAGAGAGGAAAAGUUGUUUGACUUGAUAAGUUCAAGCGCUCCAUCAUCAUCUUCUUCUGAUUUAAUGCCACGUCAAAUAACCAUUGAUUAUGAUAAGGAGCACUUUGGGCACAACAAUUUUGUCCUGUUCGAUUCAAAAAAGAAAAGGCAUUCUGCUAAACACCUCUAUUCUUUGAAGAUAAAUGGACACAAGCUGGACAACCGUCUUAAAGUGUUGGAAUUAUACGGCUCUUUUAUCAAGGUAAAUGAUUCUUUGCUGAAUGAGAUAUGCACGUUGGUUCACUUGAGGUUCCUACAGAUUAAGACACAAGUUAAAUCUCUCCCUUCGUCUUUUUCUAAUCUCUGGAAUCUAGAAACUCUGCUGGUGGAAAACGACGGACCGCCCUUGAUACUUCUACCGACAAUUUUGGAUCUUGUAAAGUUGCGAGUGCUGGACAUAGAUGACUGUUCUUUCUUUGAUUUGGAUACCAAUCAACCUAUACUGGUAGCAGAGGACUCAAAGUUAGAGAACUUGAGAAUAUUAGGACUCAAGCUUUCUUAUUCGAAAGACACAGAGGAUAUUUUCAAAAGGUUUCCUAAUCUUCAAGAGCUUGAUUUUUUUCUCAAGGAAUCAUGGGAUUGCUCAGCAGAGCAAUAUUGGUUCCCCAAAUUGGACUUCCUAAAUGAACUAGCAUCCCUCCAUGUAGAAUUUGAAAGUUAAAAUUCAAAUGAUUGUGCACCCUCUGUAGCGGCAAAUCGACUGUGGGAUUUUCGCUUCCCUUUGAGUUUGAAAAUAUUGGGUUUGUGUAAGUUUCCUCUGACAUCUGAUUCACUAUCAACAAUAGCAAAACUACCCAAGCUUGAAGAGCUGUACCUUGAAGACACAAUCAUCGAGGGGGAAGAAUGGAACAUGGGGGAGGAAGACACCUUCCAGAAACUCAAAUGUUUGACGUUGCAGCGAGUGAGUCUUGCUAAGUGGGAGGUUAGAGAGGAAUCCUUUCCUGCGCUUGAGAAAUUACGACUGUGGGAAUGUCCUAAGCUUGAGGAGAUUCCGCCUAGUUUCGGGAAUAUUUGUUCAUUAAAAAUUAUCGAACUGUGGAGGAGCCCUCAACUUGAAGCAUCUGCUCUGAAGAUUAAGCAAGAUGUAGAAGAAAUGAUGGGGGAUAUUCAGGUCCUUGUUUUUAACUGAUUAAGUCCUUUUACCCUGGGAAAAUAUAAUGCAUGUAAGGAAUACAUCCAGCUUUAGAGGCUAAAGAUAAACCCUUAGACAUCUAAUGCAUUCUCCCUGCUAUUUCCGUCCUCCUUUUCUUCAUUUUGUGGAUAUUGAUUACAAGGGGAUGAGAAUAGUGCUGUAGGAGGUGUAUUUGGAGGAUAGCAAGAAGUGAAACAAAAGGCGGGCAACCUCUGUACUACAUGAAAGUUAUCUGGUGGGCAACAGGCUGGUGGAAUUCACUCGCACCAAGAAUCAGCCCAUCGAUGCAUUUGGAGUUGAGGCUGCUAUAUCUUUGAUCAAAAUGUUUCAAUAGGUGCUGCUGUACAAUAUUUGGCCUCGUGUGCAACAGUAAGUGUUAUUAAAAAUCCUCCAGUGCCUAUUAAUACAUCAAUGCAGGAUAUCCCAUCCCAAACUUCAGACAAAUUGUUGCAAGAAAAAUGUACUAAUCCUAAUGUGAGUGGGAAAGAUGCAGUAUUUCAGUCAAAUUUGAGUAGUACCGCUACUGGUAGUUGUGAUAAUAUAAGGGAAGCUGAAAUUUUUAGUCCAAAUGUGCAAGAGCCACUAAGCUAUCACCUCCUUCACUGAUACAUUGUGCUUUGAAUACCUUGUGCAGACUGAAUGUGGCUAUCACUGAUGAGCACGCUGCUUCUGUUCCUCUGUCAAGAAUCUCCAAGGCCUCCAUUGUUGAUUUUGAUGCCAAAGUUGACGACACUAGCUAUUGAAAAGUAUUACAAGGGGCAUGAGAAUAAUGCUUUAGGAAGUGGCAUUAUAAUAUCAACUUUCCUAAAAGUUAGUCUUGGGAAUGUGCAAAGCACUGAUGCAUAUGCUUAGUGUUCUGAGAAAUACUAUCAUAAUAUGGACUAAUCAUGUUGGAGUCUUGAUGUUGAAUACUGAUAAACAAUGUGAACUCAGUUUACAUAACAGUGAAGAGAGAGUAGAUGCUGGUGCAACAUCACCUGUAAUGCAGAAAAUUCAAAUUCUCCGGUCUUUAUUUGUAGUUGCAGUUAGCUCUA